This is a messenger RNA of Pocillopora meandrina, 20596 nucleotides long. Lineage: Eukaryota; Metazoa; Cnidaria; Anthozoa; Scleractinia; Pocilloporidae. The record is from the annotation of a GenBank genome assembly.
GAACAUUUGGGAGAUUUUAUUGGCUGCAGAUAACCACAAUUGUGCACUGUCUGUAAGCAAGAAUGGCCUUAUCCUUGGAAACAGCUUUACAUGUUGUAUUUGAAGAUGACAACUGUAGUGAGCCAGAAUUAUUUUUAUACUCAGGAGAAACAAUUUCUACUCCCUGUAAUUAUGAAAAUUUAUUUUGAUAAUUAAUAAUUAUUUAUUAACCUUUUAACUCCUGUAAUUGAUCAGGACAGAGUUUCUCCUUAUUAUAUCAUUCUAUACAAUAUCAAGCAGACAAGUGAUGAGAAUAUAGAAAAUUAUCAAUUAUGGGAUUAUUAAUUGAUCCAAUAAAAAAUUCCCCAUACGAACCUAAUGAAAAUCAUUUGGCAAACAGUGAGGAGAAUUACUGAUGAGAUCUUGAGAGUUAGAGGGUUAACUGGUCUAUACAUAAUAUAUUUAUACUAUGUGCUAAAAUUGGCAACAUGUGACUCAUUACUGUUGGUACACUUAAUUACAGUUCAAUUAUAAAUGUCCAUCUUAAGUUGUAAAUUAUGAUUAAUGAUUCAAAGUUAUGGACAGGGACAAGCAAAAUGAUUUCAAUAGGAAUCUCUUUUCAUGUAAGGGCAUAAAAAAUUCAGAUUGAGGCAAGUUUGACAAAUCUAAGGCAAGGUGAAAAUAAAAAAUUUUUAUAUGAUAAUGUUGAUAGUAAUGCUUAUGGCAUGUUUUAUUUCACAUUCUAGGUAAAAAGCUUAAGACAUGGGAGACAAUUGGAACGCAUCCAAUACAGUUUCGUGUAAGUUUUUCUAUGUAGUUGCAGAGUGAUUAUUGAGUCAUUAUCACAAUUCACUCUCAAUGGAUGAUUUCCACCACUGAUGGUACUUCAGACUGUAAUUGCUCAGCUUGUGACAAAUUUAAUGAUAUGGGUAGCUAUGCUAAAUUAGAUAUUGAUCGACCAUCCCACACUCUUGAUUUAUGAUGAGACGGAUUUAAAAAUGGUGAAAGAGGUAUCAUUUUUGUAAUCAUCUGAUCCAUAUGAUAUUUUCUGUACAUGAUCUUAUUUGGUCUUACAGGUCCAAUCUGAUUGUUGGUCUAAAUUAAGAAAUAUUAAUAUAUACUUAUUACAUGCAUUGUAAAUUUAAGGAGCUAAGACAAUUAAAAAUUGUAUUAUUUAUUGUUUAAAUUCAAUUAAGAUUGAAAUCGCUUCCAAAAAAUUGUUUAUUUACUCUUUGGUGGUUUAUGUAACUUAGCAUUGAAUAGCGGCAAGAGACUCACAAGUUUCAGAUCUAGUCCCUAGGAUAUUUUUGUAAAGGAAGUGGGGAGUUAUGUGGUUAUGUAUGACAUGUGACUGUAUGGUUUUAUAGAUUAUUUAAAGACCUUUAGUGCAUAUAGUUUAGUUAUCUUGUCACUUAUGCCAUCACAACCACUGGCUUCUGUAAUAUUGACAGAUAAUUUAGAGGUUAAGGAACCACUAGGUGUUUGUCUGCAGUGAUAAAUUUUGUGAAAAGAAGUGAGAUGACCAAAAAUGGUAAUGUGCUUCUGCAGAUAACCAAAACAUUUGAUUGGUUCUUUAAUGAAAUUUCCAAUUCUUAUUUCAAAACAAUGUUGAUUUGUUUCAUUGCAUUCAAUCUUUUGUUUGUUAAUCCAACCAUUUUUGUAAACUUUUUUUACUGUCUUACAUGCCAUCUCUUUUUUUUUUUUCUAUUGUCAGUAGUAACUUUAUAUUCAGAAGUUUGACUGAACAGUGGCUUAGAUGAUUUCUAAAAGUGAAUCAGCAUUAAGCUGACUCUUGAUGAGUCUUUGUACCCAUAGAGCAAAUACUGAAAUCAAUAUUGGUUCCAAAAAAAGGUUGCAUUCCUUUAGCUAUGUUAACCAUUGAUAUUUUUUCACACAGAAACAAAAUGACUAAAUUUUUACUCUAACAAAGUCUUUUAGAAUUGCAAUUCAAAAUGAUCAUGAAAAGAUUAAAUUAAAACAAGAAAAAAGGAUGUUUGAAUUAUUGCAACCCUGAAUUUAAAAAAAAAACACAAUAUUUAUAUUUUAUUAAAUUUUCUUUGUGAAAAAAAUUUAUUGAACUUAAUAAAUAUAUGAGAUAAACCACGAUUGUAAAGAAAUUGAAAUAAUGGGAUAUGGUCAAGGAGCUAUUUUGAGUGAAUUUAUUAAUUUGCUAAAUAUUUCAAACAAUUUCAUGUACCAAGCUAUUAACAGAACUUAAUUUGUACCUUUACUUAAUUAAAGAUAUAGGUAACAUUAAAUUCCUAAAAUUUUUUUUAUUUCACACUCUUAGCCUUGCUUUGGAAAAUGAAAAAUAAAUUGUAGUACCUCAAUAGUGAUCUAGUGAAGGUAUUUUUUGAAUUAGUUAGAUAUUUUCUGCAAUUAACAUUCUGAUAAACUUGAAAAUGUUUCGGUGUUAAAUUGCUGUUAUUGAUGACAUCCCAUUCCCUAGUUUAUGUCCUUCUUUAAUUUUUGAAUGACUGUUCUUUUUUUAGACCACAGUGUCACUUUCCAGUGAUGUACAGUAUAAUGAAAGAUUUCAAGCCAUAACUAUGAUGGAUGAAUAUGCAAACAAGAGCAUUGAAGUAGGUUAAAUAGGUUAUCAACGUAAAAAUUAAUAGGCUCUGAGUAUUUGCCAAAUAAAUGCUCAAUUUUUUUGUAAUUCCAUGAGGCAUCUGAUCAUGAUCUUUUAUUAACUUAAUGAUAUAUAAUUACAAAUGAAUAAAGGGGGUAAGUUUCUAAAGAAACUGUGGUGCUGCAUCGGUGGGAGAGUAUAGCAGGUAAUUUAGUGUUAACGACUGAGUUGAAAACGUAAAUUGGCCACCGCAAAGAGUAAAAAAGCUGACGUUUCGAGCGUUAGUCCUUCGUCAGAGCGAUUGGACGAGGAGCUAACGCUCGAAACGUCAGCCCUUUUUAAUCUUUACGGUGGUCAAUUUACAUUUCCAACUCAGUUGUUGACACUAGAUUACCUGAUAUUAAUUACAGCUGAGUAUGACUUAUAAUUCGAGUAUGUCAAUAAUAUAUUAUAGGAAAUGAUUGUCCAUAGAUGUAAGAGCCAAUAAAUCACUCAUUCUGGCUCCCUCUCAUUAUGACUGCUGGAGCAUGAAAUCUCAAACAUAGUGACUUAAGGAUAGCUAACUUGUCCUUAAGAGUAGACGUUUUAAAUUGCUCAGGAGUUGCGCUUUGAAGACUUUGAGUACCAGAAUAAGACUAGUGCCCAGAAAGAGCCAUUUGGGAAGAGUUCUUCAACCACGUGCUCCUCGUCUGCUACUGAUAGAAAUGAAAACUAUCUUUACACCCAUUCUGGAUGCAGUUCUUUUUCUUCAUCGUCUGGCUUCCGUACCAUGUCCUCUAGCUCUAGAAAACCUCGCAGUUCUCGACUGAGCUAUUUUUCCCCCUCGACACCUUACAAAUUUACGUCGUCAGUGUAUGAGCACAGCCCUUGGUCACUAAAAUACAGUCCUUCGUCACCAACAUACAGUCCUUCGUCACCAAAAUACAGUCCUUCGUCACCUACCUACUAUCCUACGUCACCAAGCUACUGUCCUACGUCACCAAGCUACAGUCCUACGUCACCAAGGUACAAUCCUACCUCACUACGCUACCGUCCCACGUCACCAACCUACAGUCCUUCGUCACCUACCUACACUGUUUCAUCCAGCUCUUCUGCGGCUCGUUGCAAUUCAUUUUGGUCGUUUCUGGAAGGUGAGGGGCUGAAUCUUUGUCUAUUAAUUGUAAAUGUUUUAGUUUGGUAUCAGCGAACUCUGAAGACUCCCGAGAUGAAUUAGAAUAUUUUUUUUAAAAUUUGUUUUGACGAUCUUUCCGGAAAUAUUAUGCGUAGGGAAGAUAAAGGAGAGAGACACUCCCUUAUGGGCCGUAUGUCUCAGUUAUUUUCAGAACACUUUAAAUUCAUGCACACGUCGGAGGGUCUUGGAAUAAAUGUUCUCGUGUACGAAUCUUAAUCAAAUUUCAUGCGAUAUCUAAGCUACACGCGUGACUUAAGUAACAUCAUUCCUGAAGAAGCAAACAUAUUGAGUCUAAAAGUAACUUAGUUUCAGUCUCGUUCCUUGAUCUUCUCUUGACUUGGUUAGGAAAUAGUUGAAAAAAAACACCUUUGCAAUCCUUUACCUCCGUGAAAAGUUCAUGGUUACGGUACAAAAGAGAAUUAUAAAUCAAAGUAACAUACUUGAAAUGGGUACUAGUGAGUGUUAUUAAUGCCAGAAAUUGUUAUCCAGUUGUAAAGUAGGUCUAGGCAAGUACUACUACCUUAAAGUGCAGUUCUUGUGGUUUUAAAAGGGAAGACUAAAGCGGUUGCAGUUUUAUUUAGGCGUUAUCAAUUUUCAGCGUCAUUUUGUUUUUACUACCUGUUAGCUCGUUUCCGUGAAAUACAGUCAGUUCUUAGAAAAUAACGUCUCGCUCCUCGAUGUGACAGAAAGUUAAUUUCAUCCACGAAAUUGCUUUUAGUUUAUCUUUCUUUACGAUUCACAGGAUUCGAUGCCGCAAAAUGGGACCCAACUGACAUUGAAGUACAAAUCAAUGAAACGUACAAGGUAAGUUAUUACUGAGGUUAGGAAUUGAAAUUUGAGUUUUCCCUGGUUCUUCUGUCAAAGAAGAAGAGCAAGUACGCGCACAGUACAUCGGCACGCAGAACUAUUUUGCCUUCUGCUGAAGCAUAAAAAGCUAAUGAAAUGGCAGCAUGAUGAAAGUUAAAGACAAUUGAGGUCUACCUCUGACAAAGCCAUACUCGGAAAAAAGAAAAUCUGAAUUCUCGCGUAAGGAAUGAAUCCUAUUGCCUUCCAACUAAAAUUUUGGAAGAAGUGAGGAAGGGGCUGGUGGUGUGAAAAGUCACGAAACUAGGUCAACGCGACAGUCACCUUGUAUACUGCUACAAUGGAUAGUCGACGUUAACGGUGUGUGUUGUAAGCCUUGUGCUCAAGGAGAAAGAGUAUUUCAAAAUCCAAGACUGUGGCAUACUUGUCGCCUAAAUAUUUAAUGAAAAGAGGUAUGAUGUUCAAACUGAACUUUUUGCGACCUCAAAAUCCAAAAGAGGGAAAUGGCAUAGGUGAUUGAAUCGACGAGGAUGAAAAAUAAGGAGGGAGUCAGUUAUAACUGUGUAGGUCCGUAGACUAUAGAAUUGUGAAUGAGAAAAAGUAGAGCAUGGUAAUAAUGAAGUGGUCGUAUUUUCUGUCAAAGGGACAUUCGUUCAGCGAGAUUCAUACUUCCUCCUUUUUCCCUUGCAUGUGUAACAUUGACGUGACUCUUUUGAUUUGGGUACGAUCCUCUAUUCACAGGCAGGUAAGAGGCUGAUAAACAAAAAGGGUGUGGUGCGCUCAGUAAGUGGACGCCAGUGUUUAGUGAAACUAUACGAUGAAUACCACCCGGUCCUCAUCUCGAUUGAAAAUAUUGAUCCGGUGAAGUUAUCUAAAAACGACAAAGUAAGUAUAGCUAAGUUACUCUCAACAUUGCUCAUCGUAUUUUAUUAGUCCGUAUAGAAUUAACCUUGUUUUUCCUUUUAUAGCUAGCAUCCUUGUUGUUGUUGUUGGUAUUUUGGGGCUUUGUAACAAGAAAAAAAUGGCGAACAGAAAAUCUGGCUGAACAAUAAUUAUCUAAGCGACCCGUUACACGCUUAUUAAUCAGUGACUAGACUCCCUGGACAGGACAUGAUGAUGUUCUAAUGCUGAAUUUUAUAUCAUGUGUAUUGCAUUCCUAUUUCAUUCAAUUGUCAGAAUUCAUAUUUGGUUUCGAUAUACAUCUAGAUCUAAUGUUAACAACUGGGUUGAAAACGUAAAUUAGCCACCGUAAAGGGUAAAAAAGCUGAUGGUUCGAGUGUUAGCCCUUCAAUCGCUCUGACGAAGGGCUAACGCUCGAAACGUCAGCUUUUUUACCCUUUACGGUGGCUAAUUUACGUUUUCAACCCAGUUGUUAACACUAAAUUACCUGCUAUACCCUCCCACCGACGCAGCACCACAGUUUCUUUAGAAACUUACCCCUUUAUACAUCUAGAUCUGCUUACUUGGUUUUGAAAAGGAUAUUAUUUGGCUCUUCACUUACCCGUAAUGUCCUUUAACUUUUAAGAGUAAAAUUAUGUUCGGAGAUGGCCGUUCAAGAAGAGGAACAUUAAUCAAUAUCGACUACCCUGAUGCAAUUUUGAAAAUGGAGGAUACUGAGGAACUGAAGAUUUUACCGCUAAAAUUCCUUGCUAAACUUGGUAAGCUAAAAUUUAAUUUUGAUGUUUACAUGUAUUUGAAUCGUUUUAUUAAACCGUUAAGAUAUUAGUCAUAUUUGAUAAGUAUUAAAACUUAGUGUUUUCAAUAAGAUUUGAAGACGUUGGCUACCUCGGUAAAACACCCGUCGGCGAAUAAUAUAGAAAACAAAUUUGAGUCAGUAUGUUGUUGGAAAUUAAACUCAAAAUUUUUUUUUCGCUGGAAAUGUAUGAAAUGUAUGCUGGAAUAUAUGAUAAGACAAUAUCAAUCAUUUUUGUCAAAACUUGUUUAUAAGGUGGAAGUCGAUCGACUGAAAGAACUAUCGAAGAUCUCGAGGUAUUCUGGGUCACACUUCGUGAGUUUUCUUGAAAACUUCCAAACUAUACCCGGCAAUUCACAACAGAAUACCCACCGGAGCGCCGGCGGGUGCCAAGUCUUAUUGAAAGCACUGGGCUGAAACGAAAAAGGAUCUUUGGCUAAAGUGUUGAUAAUUUUGAUGAAAUGUUUCCAUUUUUAAUCCGUUUUGUAUUUAAUUAGGUAGAGACAAUAGCCAGGUUCGUUCAUUUGAAACCCCAAGUAUAAAGAGAAGAAAGGAUAAACCCUUGAAGUCGCUGUUUGACUCCACCGUGAAAGAGGAAAAUGCAACUCCAAGUGAGUAAAAAUUGGAAAACAUAGGAUUGUCUUUUCUAUUGCUCAGUAGCACUUUGUUUUAUCAACACUUAUUUCAGUAAUAUAUUAAGAAAACUGAUUGGUUUCGUAUUUAUUGGCUAGACCAAGAGAUUACACCCUCUUAACAACAACAAUAACAGUAACAACUACAACGACUUUAUUUGUACCCUACAUUAAUUUUCAUAAUACAAAAAAUAAUAUUACAUGAAAAAAUACAGGCUACCUGUAAUAACCAUUGAGGUCUAAAAAGAUAGGGCAGCCUUACUUAGGUUAUUAAUAAAUGAUUAUAUUAAAGGGUCAGGUACCACACACGCACACACACUUCACAAAAAACGUAAAGAGAAAAGAAAAGGCUAGCAUAAAAAGAAAGGCGACAAAAGAAAGCCAAGUAUUCUAGUUUUAAACAAUGGAAAGCCAGAAUAAACUGUUGUUUUGCUAAAUCUGCAAUUAAUAUUUCGCAAUAAGAAUUGGCUUAAACUUUUUCUUAAAACGUUUGAGGGAGAGAAGCUUUAUGUUGGAACCUUAUGUUGAAAAUUCCAUAAUUUGUUUUGGCAUAAGUCAUCCUGGAGGACAACCUAGUGUUAUGUCUAUGUAUAUCCCUGACAGGAUUGAAAAAAAUAUCAAAGAUUGAAGGUAAAAGUUGGUAAUGGAACUUAUACAUAAACACUGCAAGUUGAAGGGCAAUGAUAUCACACAGCUUGAUAAAAUUCAAGUCUUCAAAUAAAGGACUUGAGUGUUCAGUGAAGCUGGAAAAGGUCAUUAUUCUUAUAGCUUUCUUUUGUAAUAUAAAUAAAGUUUGCACAGUUCACUAAUAGGCAUUACCCCAAGCAAUUAUACAAUAAUUUAAGAAUGGCUCUACUAAGGUAUAAUACAGGCUUAGCAACGUUUGAUUAGGCACAUCCCUGUAUUGCAAUCUUUUUUUUUCGAAUCCGGAUCAAUUACUUGAAGUGUAUCAUGGACUCCUUUGGUGCGCCAUUUUAUUUGACCUGGUCAUCCGUAUCAGCUCAAAAAAACAUGUCCACAAUUAAUUGGGAACGAAAGGAUUUUUUAGAGACUACAACAUUCUGAGCACUAUUUCGUUUAAAGGUCGCGCUAGUCUCGGCAGGUUUUCCUCCAGAUGGCUUGAAAUUAUCAAGCAUAGGUUUGUCCUCACAACAUUUAAACUAAUGUAGUGCCACACUUGUCUCGCCAGUGAUCAUAGAGUCCGGCGCAGAAUCAGUUGACGCUAAACAACUACGAUCAUCUGAACAAGAUUUUUUCCGCGAAUCAAUCGUUGGUCUCACCUCGAAAGUCAGUGCUCAUCCGCAAGUUGAAAAAGAAACGGGUCAAAUGCUAACAGUUUCUGAAGGAAAACAGUUGUCAGAAGCCCUGCUGAAGAGCAUCAUGAAGUGUCUACAAAUCCAGAGCUCCCUCUACAGACUUGUUCUUUUCCAAAUAGCUGGUCGUGCUUCAUGCUCUUCAAGCCAACCUGACACCGAUGUCCAGGGAAGUGUUCAUACCUCGGAUAAACACGAGGCUUCUGAUGUGAGAAGUACAGGAGAAAAUUGUAAACAUGAUACACAGGUUCUCCUCAGUGAUCUGAAACAACCCAUGGAAGCUUUGAUGCGUUGUUUAAGCAUUCAAAAAACACUUUUUCAAAGAUUAACAGCAGUCAGCUUGGCAACUCUUGAGCUGUCGAAUGGCAGUUUAGGUAAAGUGAUACAGUGUAGAUGAUUGAUAAACUAAUUGAUAAACGUUGUUUAGAACUGGGUAUCCUAAUUGAAGUUUUUUCUCUCUCCGAUGCUUAUGUUAACAACUGAGUUAAGUUGGGCAUUAACUAACGCGGUGAGUGCUAGUCGUUGUCUUACCCUUCUAGAGAAAAACCAAGUAAUAUUAUAUUGACCAAUCCGGUGCAUAUCCUGUUGUCGUUUAUACUGUGAAAUAAUAUUAAACAUACGAAUAUUAACAACAAUCACAUGUAUGGAACGAAUGUCAAUUGAAACUUAAGAAAUUUUAUGAUAGCCUUUCUACGUACUGCCGAAAGCCAAAUCACGCCCUUCUCUAGGUAAGGUUGGCCCUCAAGCGGUACUCAGUUUUUCGGCAUUAAUUUUUUCAGUGUGUUGUUCGGCACGUUUAGUGUUUCCUGACCCGUGACCAUGGCGUCCUUUUUGCAGAAAUGAAAAGCAAGCCACGGGCAGACAUUUUGGCGGUGCAAUCUUUUCUUGAGGAAGUUAUCUUUAAGAACAGAGUGGAGUGCGGAUAUGUACGAAAUCCUUUUACAAAUAAACAACCCAAAGCUUCCACAACAGAGGAUGUGGUACAGCAUGUAUAUCACGAUAAACUACCGUUCAGCGGAGCUGCAGGUACAAUUUUGGUUUAGGGGGCGUCAAUUUGUCACAAUGCACUUGUUUCCUUUGUCCUGUUUGCUUCCUUUAGAUAUGAGAACCAAUGUAGGAUAUUUAAUCGAUAGUUGAAAUCGACGGUUAAUGAUUAUUUUUUUCCUCUCCGAGAUCCACCAGACAAAGAAACGCUAAGAAAUGGCGUUGAUGUGCAUUUCAAGUUAAAUAUGACCCCACCUGUUCCUAUUAUAGGUUGCCUGAAGAGGACUAGUACUUAAUAUACAGUCAAAACGUAGCGCUUCACACUGGCAACUUCAAUCUCGUGACACACGUUAGAACACGUUAGAAAAUUUUUUUCUUUAAGUUUAUCAAUGCUCUUUUUCCGCUUCUUUCAAAUCUCUUUGCAUGAAUGAGGGAAAAAAUAGGAACCAAUAUAUACUUAAGACCACUUCUGAGUAGUUUUUCAUACUUCCAUUGUGGUAGCAAGGUACAAAAACUACAUAGACAUCUUCAGAUAAAGCUUAUCACUUACUGCAUCAUUAUUUUCUUGCAGUUACCAACUACAAUGCAAGUUGUCAAAGGAAACUUCCACAUGGUCAUGGUAACCUUAAAACGGUGAUGGGUAAAACUUUGUACACAGGAGACUGGUGUAAAGGUAACGCUCAGUCUAGUCAACUGUCCAGCUACUGUUAGAAACUAUUCAGUACCAUUUAAAAGGCUACAAAGCGAAAACUGAUCAUCGGUAUUUACAUCAUCGUCGAUGAAAAGCGAGGACAAUUACCUCUGUCUCUGUGAAUCAUCGUUAACUGUUAUUUUGCUUCCCCGUGUUAUUAUUCAUACCUGAUAAGUAUCAAUUAGUGUUUCAUUAUCGCGCCCUAUAUAACUUUAGUCUCAUUAGUAGUCUUUAUUUCUUCACGAGCUAAAAAUUACGUAUCUUAUGCCACAAAGUGAAACGUAGCAAAAGUAGUAAAAAGGCCAAAAAUAGUAAAAAUAUGUAAUGUAAUUCCAUCCCUACUCAAAGAUAAUGCAAGGCCAAGGCAUGUUAAUCGCCCAUGAGCAAGACUUCACACUCAGCAAAAUGCUUAAUUUUGAGGAAUAUUUAAUGACUGGUCGUGCAGUAUCAUGCGCAAGAAAGUGUAACUCUUUAAUAGUAAUGGAAGAUCUCUGUUUUGCACACAGGCAAGAGAGAUGGGAUGGGUAAAGGUCUCAUCCUUUCUUUGCCUUGCGACAAUCUAACAACAGCUAAACAUGGAGUCUACAGUGGUGGAUGGAAAAACAAUAUGAGGUAAAAACAAAGUACGGGCUGAAGACGGUACGCAGAUAUCUGCUGAAAAGAGAUAUGCAUUGACGUGUUUAGUAGACGACUUAAUCAAAGAAACAAUCACCGAGAUAACCAAGAAAAAAGAAGUCCAGUAACAGCUACUACUAUGAGAAUUAACACCUGUGUUAAUGCAUCUCUAAGGUCAUCGCGCAGAAAGAAGACAAAGAAAUUGGUUUCAAAUGAUCGAGCUUCAAACUUCCUGUUUCGGAAAGACUUGUAAGAGCCUCAACUCGUUUCUGACUAAGUACACACGCCAACAUAGAAAUAUAAGAUGGUUCUAAUUUACUGAAAAGGGCGUAAUUUGCUUUCAAUUUCGCUUUUACACAGAUGUACUUUCACAUAGACUAUGUAUUCUAUUGCUUAGUUCAACCGAGCCUUACGUGUUGAUGAAAUUGUUUGGGCUUACUCUAGGCAUGGUCAUGGAAAGAUGAUGUUUUCUUCCGGUGCUGUAUACGAAGGUGACUGGCAGUACGACAAAAUGACCGGCUAUGGGACUUUGACGCUUCCGGAUGGUACUGUUCAAGAGGGGAGUUGGAAAGAUGGGUGCUUAGAUGGAUGUGUGCAGUUUACUUGGCCUCAUGGAGUCACUGAGUUUCGAGAGUAUGAUAAGCGUCGAGGUUAGUGCUUUAAACCACUCGAUUGUUUUGUUUAAGUGAGAACAGAUGUUCACCUCACGACAUUCGAUGUACAUUUCAACAUCAUCAAUGGGUUGAACUAAAAUUUAGCCCCGCGUUUCGAUAAAAGAUGUUUAAAUUUGAGAGGUGUUUCCAUCAUAUAACGGGCGUAGUUUAAUUCAUUUUGAUCAAGAUCUUAAAGUAACUAAGGAGAAGGUUCUGCCUUUGCUAUAGCAUCUGCAAAUGGUAAGGUGCUCUAGUCUUCUCAGAUAAGGAUGAUAAACAGUAGUCCCCAUCUCAUCGCCUGCAUCUAUACCGUACUGUUGGCGGGGUACGUCAAAGAACCCGUGUACUUCUCGCAGAGUAGGUGACGUUGCUCUCAGUGUUGUGUUUUGGCCUAGUUGUUGUUUUACACCGGAUUCCAUUUAAACCAGCUUUAAGGCUGAGCUGGGCCAUACCACAAAUAAAAAAAAUUAAUGAAUAACUAAAUAUUUUCCCUAUAAACAAAUAUGUUGGAUUUAAUUUAUAAUGAAUAGUAAGGGAAUUGAUAUUGAGUUAAAUUAUAAAUUGAUUGUUAUUACUCGGAAAGGGGGACUACUCCUGGUAUAGAAGUAAAAUUGUUCUUUUUUUAUCUAUUUUGUCGUUUGAUCCUCAGGUCUCCUGUCUUCCUGUGCAAUCGGUAAGGAAGCUGCUCAGAAGCUGUCUCAAAUGCGUUCCAUUCAGUCCAAGAUUUCAGACAUGAGUGAAUUUGUAAUUCAGCUAAAUGCCGAGAAACUACGUCUCAGUGAGCAACUGAGCAUGCAUAAUAUGGUACAAGCUGAGUUGAGAAGUCAUUACCACACUGCAAUGUUUGAAAUUCGUGAAAGUUUUAGGGAACAGCUAGAGCGUGACUGUACGGAAAAGCGAGAAGAGUUUGAGAAGAAUUUAAACAAGGUAAAAGAAUCCGUGGCGAAAAGUGCCCAAAAAGUUCUCGAUCUCAAAAUGGAACUCGAAAAAUCCAGGAGCUCUGUGCUUUGUAAGCAGUGUGCCAAACAGCCUCGUGACUGCCUCAUCAUGCCCUGUGGCCAUUUUUUGUACUGUAGAACUUGUGUAAAAGAAUUAAUGAAGGGCUCCUCUAUCAAAUGCCCUUCUUGCAAGCGGGAUGUCACCGCUAAACUUUUCUGUAAUCUUGAUCAUUAAACCAUACAUUCUCAAUAAACGAGAAAACUAUUGUCGUUCAAUUUUUACUCGAGUUGUUAACACAAAUCGAACUCAAUGUAUAGUCAUUAUAUCAUUGUAAAUGUUAAGACAAUUAUUUUAAUAUUUCUUACGAAUAAAAUCAUUUAAGAAACGUAAAAUUCGUUUUGUAAGAAUGACAUUUCUUAAAGUUGAUCUGGUAAUCUGAUCGUCCGGGUGAGAUUCGUCCUGAGAAGUACUGUUGCCGGUUGUAGCGCCUGACGUUUCGUUGUUGUUUAGUUGUACAUUGUGGAAACAGGAGGACGACAAGUUGACCGAUUACGAAAACACCUUCGCAGCGUGGAAAGAAAUGACAAGGACGCACCCAAACCAGUCGCUGGACACUUUAAUCUCCAUUAUCAUUCUAAGAAAUAUAUGGCAGUUUGCGGCCUUUCCCUACAUCUAGGCAGUUCGGAAAGCCGCCGAAAUUUGGAACAAAAAUUUAUCUUUCAAAUAGGCACUCUUAAUCCCCACGGUAUCAAUGAGCGCUUUUCAUUCAACCAAUUUAUUUUUGUUUUUCUCGUCACCAUAUAACGUAGCUCCGUUUUCUACAUGUAAACCCACACACAACCCAGAUUUCCUCCAAUCGCUCUGCUAAGGGCUAAAGCUCGAAACGUCAGCUUUUAAAUUCUUUAUGGUGGUCAAUUUACGUUAUUAACUCAGUUGAUAAUACUAAAUUACUUUGUUUGAUGGUAGUUUAUUAAUUUUAUUUCAAAUUGGUUAAAGAUAGUUCCCAUUUUAACUCUUUUAGGCCGUCAUGAGAUAUUUACUUGAUGAAGGACUUCGAUCACUAUAUACGUACAAAACUCGAAAUAAUACGACAACGUUUACUUCCACGUUUACCAUUGCUUGUGCCACUUGGUGAAGAGGAAUUACGCUUCUAAAGAGGCGAUCGUGGGAUUAUCAUUUAUUUCCCGAGACGUUAGGUAUCACCUUUCAUCUAUUUUAGCCGAAAGAGGUUAUGCCAGUGCUAAUAGGUGAAUGAGAAUAUACAGAUAAUCAAUGAACAGUUGGCUCGUUUAUCGCUGUAUCAAUGUCCAAUAGCGGGAAUGGCAACUUGAAGCGGGAAAGGAGGACAUUAUCAAUUUAUUCAACUAAAUCUUUGAAAUAGAGACGGUCAUGUCAUGCUCAGCUUGGGACUUUCCGGUUUAUAAGUAGACCAUGGGCAGAAUUUAAAGAGGUUACGAAAGGAACUGCCACACAUCUUAAUUUGUGAAUAUCGUGGUUAUGCCAAUUUGUCGCCAAACAGGGGCUUGAUCCGGAAGUAGAAGUCAACAAUUUUAUUGAGCAGUCAUCUUCAAUUUAUAACUUUCGAAAAAAAAAAAAAAAAAAAAAAGAGAAGAAGAUAAAAAUGAAAAUCUCUAGACAUUAAGCUGUGUUGAAGAUGACUCCGCUAGACCUACAUUCACACCCGCUUUGCUAAAACGGGACUCUAUCUACCCCAGAAGUCAUUUCGGUCAUGCUGAUCAAGCUUCCGUGUCUCAUCCGGAGCCUACAGAGAUUACCUAAAAGCUACUUAAUUAAGGACACUUCUGCUUCACAGAGAAGUAUAUAAGCAGAACGACUUUGCUCUAGGAAUUUUUUCCAGCUUAUUUAAUCACGUUUUGCACAAGUUUCACUCUUACAACCGGAAGGAGGCUUCUGGAUAUCGACGAGGUUUGACUUUCGGUUUUUCCUAGACCAACAGAACAACAACUCAACAGAACCGGAAUUCGGUUGAGAUCCGGUCCCGAUCACGUUGAGGUGAGACUGGCCAGGGAUUAUCCUGGUAAGUCCUUUCUUCAGUAGUUUUCCGGCUUCCAUUUUUCUUCAGGCUGUAAAUCAUGCACAUUUGAUAUAAUCGCGACAGAACAUCAUAUUAAGAAGAAUUACACAAUUAACCAACUGCCAUUGAAGAAAGACAUUUGGAUUAUUUUUGGCACAUUUGACAGCUUACCCAAAAUUACAACCUGCGAUUGGUAUCAAAUGGUACAUUUUCCACUGACGUAACGGGUUAUUGCUGAGUGUGUAAUGGUUACCAACAAAUUGAUGAAAUGAUGAAAUGCUUGGGGAUAACCUUGUGAUGGGAUUUGAGCAUACCAUUCAGGGGGAAGUGGUAAUACUUCUAGUAGCUUCAUGCCAAGGAAACUGGGAUAAGGUCUGGCUCGGAGGGAGGGGAGAUGGCAACUUAAUGGCUUGAGUACAGACCCUAACCCUUACCCCUUAAAGCCUGUACCCUCUGUUGUGAUCUGUAGGAAGACACUGAUGCAUAUAUCAUGUCACAAUGCAUGAUUACCAAACUUCUGCUUCUUUAACAAAAAUUAAGAGUUUUAACUGUCUCAGGUUGAUUAAGUCCAUGGAGUCUGUGCUGUUGUAUUUUUUAAUUUUGCAGAAUUUGCUGACAUGCAAAGAUAAUUCAAGUGUUUUUAUCAUGGCUGCAGAGUUGGCUAUUUGUUGGAAUGUUGCGUUUGAAGAAGAUGAUCAUCAGGAAUAUCUUUUGUAUUCAGGACAAAGUAUUAAUCUACCUCCAUGUAAGGCAAAAUUCCUUAAUGUGCCAGAAUCUUAUUUUGCAUGGCUCAGCUUUUUUCAGCAUCCUCCUUUUUUACAAGCUUCCCUCAUGUUGAUAUUUUUUGCUCCAUUUGCACCUCUAACUUUAACCCACAAAUUCUAUGUUACAAAUAGUCAGGUUAGAAAUACGUCAGGAGCAUCAGUUAGUAGAAACAUAAGAUAAAAAAAUUCCUUAAUUUUAGUAUUCACCUUGGUUAAGAACUGUAACCUAGCUCUGUCUUUCUUCUAUUUUGGAUGAGUGGAGGGGGCAUUUCAUGUAAAAUUAAUAUACAAGUCAUGUUUGUCUGAAGUAUAUUGAUUUGAGCCUCUUUGACGGAUAUCAGUUUGGAUGUGGCUUUAAACCAAAAGAGUACUGUAAUGAAUUUGACCUCAUUCAGGUAACAUCAAGCAACGACUACAGAAGAGUAAAGCCUUAAUGCAGAAAUAUUGAGGUUUCUACAAUGAAUUGAAAACUGGUCUUGCAUGUAGCCUAUAUAUAGUUCCACCAGUCCUGUAAGUGGCACCCAACUUUGAUGAUUGAUAUUUUCAAUGAUUUAAUUGUGUAAUGAAUUUUUACUUUUCAGUAAUUCAUCCAAAUGCAUGGACACUCUGUGGAACACCCAUACAAUUUUGUGUAAGUAGCAGACUCAGAAAGUUUUAAGUGCACCCCAAACCUUUUUGACAAGGUCUAAUUGGAUGGUUGCGAAGUAGCUUUCCUCUGUAAACAACAAAUUAUACUUCUUUUAUGAAUGUUAUUUAUAGAAUAUUUAUAUAUUAAAUCUAUGUUUGACCUGUUGUUAUGAUUGUUGUUCAUAGUGUACUAUAACCCUUUCUGAUUAAGAUGAAUGUCUCAUUAUUACACUAGGCCACUUCAUUGUCAUCACUUGAUCUUCAAGGAUUUAAAGAAAGGUUUCAAACCAUAACCAUGAUGGAAAUUUAUUCUCAAAAGAGUGUGGAGGUAAGUACAGUUAACUUUUGCUUGGAUGAUUUUGCUAUUAAUAGAAACUUAUUUUUUUGUCUAGAUGCUUAUGCACUUGACUCUGCCUUGUAGAACACUGAAUAUAUCUCCCACACAUCUUGGCACUGAUAAAAGACCACUAUAACCUGGAUUUAAUUAUGCAGAAAGGUGAUUUGAAAUUAAUAAAACUUGGUUAAAAAAAAAUCAACUGUUGUUCAAUUAAUUUCUAUGGUUACCUUUAACCCAGUUUCAGGCGAAAGCCAAAAAAAGCAACCAUAUGACAAUUUUUCAGUAACUCAGUUAACUGUAAUAAAUUAAUUAGAAACAACUUGUUUAACUCCUGGGUGAUUAUGUAUCUAUCUUUGUAAACUAUUUAGGAGCUGCGUUUAGAGGACUAUAAGUAUGUGAAGAAACCAAAAACCAAAAGGUCAGAAAAACAAUUCAAAAGUUCAGCUAGAAAUUAUUCAAGAGGCUUUACCUUACAUCAUUGGUCAAAUUCAAGUGUUGAAAUGAAGAAUCCCAGCCCAAGUAAGAAAAAGAGUUAUUUAUUUUAUAAUUUAACUUUUUUAAUAAGGAACAGCUUCAGUUUAUUCACACAAUUUAUGGUAUAAAGAAAUCAAGAUAAAAUCAGGAUAUAUAAAACUAGUUUCUUUUUUCGCAUGCUCCUUAAAGCAACUUAUGUUGUAUGUAAAUGACAGCAAAAAGUACAAGAAUUUCAAAAAGUUUAAAUUAUCAACAAUCUUUCAUGGAUAAUAUUUUGUGAGCCCUGUCCUAAGGAUUUUGCAUUUGUUUCCAGUGGACACAGAUUCUAUCACAAUCAAUGCUCAAGAGCAAACAUCACAGAGCUCCCAUUAUUCCACCACACAACCAUCAACUGAUCCCAGUGAAGUGUCUCACCAAUCAGCUGAAGAAUCAGAGCAAGCACCAAUGGUGACUGUUUCAAUGGGAAAAGACCUCAUGUCCUCUCUGCACGGGAGCAUUAUCAAGUGCAUGCAAAUCCAAAACUCUCUCCAUAAGCUGGUGUUGCUCAAACUGGGACAGAAAGCUGCCAGAUCUGAGGGCCAUAGAGACACUGGUUCUAAUAGACUGGAGACCAGCCAUGCAGAAAGCUCUGCUGAGAAUCCAGAUGAUGAUCCAAGGGAUCUAUUGUGUGAGCUUAAGGAUCCUUUAGUGGGGCUGAUGGGCAGUGCAGAAAUUCAAAGAAGUUUUUUUCAAAGAUUAAUCACCUUGAACUCAAUGAUUACUGGUGAAUCAGCUGAUUCAUUAGAUAAUAGUUCAUCUCCAGGUACAGAUACUGAUGUCUGUGUCUGCUCUUAGAAUAUUGUAAUGCACACCAGUACUUAUCAGCUUACAUGUAGGGGCGACAGUGAAGGAUUACUGCUUAUGUGAAGUGAAACUGAAAUGACAAAACAGAGAUAAUAUAAGAGUGAAAAUAGGAAUGCAAUUGAGAAUGUGAAUAGUGAUGUCUGCAAUGAUAACAUUGAUUGUUUGAAAAUGAUUUCCUCAGUGCCAAAUUGUUUUUUCUGCUUCAAGAAAAUCAAAAAAGCUUUCAUUCCUAUUGAUAUGAAGCCCCUGUUAAAACUUUAAAAAUUCAAAAACAUUUAACCCUGUAACUCCCAUAAGUGACCAAGAUGAAUUUCUCCUUACAAUAUCAACUAGAUAAGUGAUGAGAAUAAAGAAAAUUAUCAAUUUGGGGAUAAUUAGUUGAUCCAAUACCAAAUUCUCAAACCUAACAUCAUAAGAACUGUAUGGCAGACAGUAAGGAGAAUUACUAAUGAGAUCUUGGGUCAGUUAAAAGGUUAAGCUAUUCCUGGAUUUUUGCAUGUUUUCUACUAGAGAAAUAAAUGUAAAUAAAAGACAGAAAACCAUGUUUAAAUGCAUGUAGUGUCCAAGAAAAGGUAUCAGUUUGAGUGGAAACAUUUAUUCGGUGUUACAUGUCCCUCAAAAACAUAUAUACCUACGUAUGUAUUCCCUCUUGUGCAGAGACUCAGAUGAUGGGCUGGUUAUCAACUUAUUUGGAGGAAGUGACAACCUUGCUGACUGAACACCCCAGAAUUGCUCCAUCAUGUUACCUAUAUAAAAAAAUACGUUUGAAAUUGAGAGCCAUUAAUAAGAUACUUACUUGUGUUGGUUUCUUCCUGCUCAGAAUCAUCACAAGGUAACAUGCAGACUGUUGGUGCCAAUCUUGAGGAGAUUGCACUUAAAACUACAAUGCUUUGUCGCUAUGCAAGAAACCCUUUUACCAGCUUCCAAGUCAAAGCAAUGACCAGCAAGGAUGCACUGAAAUGUGUAUGUCAGGUUAAUGGACCUGUAACCUCCCAGGCAGUCAGUGAGGUGAGAGGUCAGCGGAAACUUCCCCAUGGAUAUGGAAGCCUGAAAACUGUGACAGGGAGACUUUUAUACAGAGGAGACUGGUUCAGAGGUAAAUAUCUGGGACAACUGUCAGAUUGGUUUAGAGGGAUACAAGGAUAAGGAGAAAUGUGAGAACCAUUAGGUGUAAUAUUCUUGGAGUUUGCCCCAGACAUUAUGCCGUGAUGGACUUGAUUGAAUUUCUCACCCCAAGUAGCCACCUUGAGCUUGCAGCUUCUAUGUAGCUUAUAUGAAAUUGUAUUGAUAGAUUCUGUAGUCAUAUGAUGCCUUGAUGUUCCAACUGAGAGUAUCUAAAAAGACCUUUGAUUCCUUUAUACAGGGCCUCCCAGACUCCUUGAAUUAGAGCUCCCCCAAACAACUUAAGUUGACUUGGUCAUUUUUGAGAAGUGUUUUUUGUUUCAUGAUCUGAGGAUCAUUUUGGAGGCAAAAACGAAAUUGUUCACUCCUUUUUGAUGUUGAUGACAUAAAAAAUUGGCAGAGGUCAAAAUAGUAUUAUUGUUUGUUGAUACGACAGUACAGUAAGAGCAGGAGGAAGGUGUAAGAAACACUGAAACAAGUUUCUAUCAGUAAAACUAACGCCAUGCAUCUAGUUUGUUGGGGAACUUUCUGUUAUUGUUACAUGUGGUGCAGGUAUGAGGAACGGUAAAGGGGAAGGCUUUAUUCUGACAGUACCUGUAAAAAGUGACAGCCCAGAAGUCAAUGAACAUGGGUUUUACAUUGGUGGAUGGAGGAAUAACAUGAGGUGUGUCGAGAAAAUAGAGUUGUAUUAUUAAGUUGUAAAAGCAACAGAGCUGUAAACUGUUUUGAGCAAGACCUAGAACUGGAACAGCAAGGACAGAGUCUGAGCUUCCUAAAAGCAUAGCUUGUGGUAGAGAGUGUGCAUGUAACCUUUUCUUUGUAUCUUGAGUCAAUUAAUCAUAGCAAACCAACCUGGCAUGCUCCCAAAUACAAGUAGAACGCACAGGUAGACCUACCCCCCUUUCUGAAAAUCUUGCCUAAGCCCCAUGGUCCAUGUAAGUAGGUGUUCACUAAGAGAGAAGUGACUGUUAGUUGAAAACUCUAUGAACUAAGAACAGCUACUCAGGGCAACACAAUGCAAAUCUCUAUUUUCAGCCUUAAAAAGCAAACUGCCAGAUAUUAAAGAGAAAAGGAGAGAGAUUUUUGCCUUAUGCCCAGUCUUCUGUUUGCUAGGCAUGGUCAUGGAAAGAUGACGUUUGUAUCUGGUGCUAUAUAUGAGGGUUUGUGGCAGUAUGAUAAAAUGACAGGAUAUGGGAUCUUGAAGUUACCAAAUGGGACCAUUCAGGAAGGGACAUGGAACGAUGGAUCACUGGAUGGCAUAACUCUUUUCACUUGGCCCCACGGUGUCAGUGAGUACCGAGAAUACAAACAAGGCCAAGGUUGGUACCUAAAUAAUUUAAUAUGAACAAAGUUUCAUUAAGUGUCAAGUGAGUGACGCUCUAGCAUGCGUGACGACAUGCGCUAAACAAGCAAUUUGUAGAAGAGAAGUGCCAUGCACUUGAAAGUUAUCAAAAGGAACCCAAGUUAGUAUCCCCUCCCUGUGCUUGAUAUCACCUGAUUAAUUCGCCAAAGUAAUUUAAGAGUUUUAAAAAUUUUAUGCUGGGCGAUGACAGUUAAGAAAGUUGAUGGCUCAAUCCAUGGUUUUGUGUUUUUUUUUAAGUAUUUGUAGGUCAGCUGUCUACUGGUCAAGUUGAUGAAGAAACUGCUUUAAAGCUUGCACAGAUGAGUUACAUAAGAUCCCAGCUUUUUUCUUUGGUUGAAAGUGCAACAAAGUUAAAAGACGAUAACUUAGACCUCAAAGGCGAACUGGACUCUUUGAGAGCUGCUCAGGCAGUGUUGGACAGAAACUAUCAACUUGUACCUGGUCUUUCUGAAAUACGCCAAAGUUUUGAAAUUCAACGCAGGCAGGUUUCUGAUGAACUGAGAAUAGAGUUCGAGCAGAAGUUUAAGGACGCAGAAGAGAGCAACAUGAAAAACACCGAGAGAAUUGGCCAGUUAGAGAGAGAGCUAGAACAAUCUAGAGGAUCGGAACUGUGCCAAAUCUGCUUUGAACGACAACGUAAUUGUGUCAUUAUGCCUUGCAUACAUUUUCUUUACUGUGGAAGAUGUAUAACUGAGCAUAAGAGCAAAGGUGAUUCUCGUUGCCCCACUUGCCGCGGGCCUAUUAAUGGAGAAUUGGAAGUAAGGAAAAUGUAAGUGUAGAAAUGAAACUAAUAAUGUUCCAAAUGGGUGCGAAGUUGAUAGCUCUCGUUAUUGCAGGUCUAUCAAUCUUUGGAACAAAUUACCAAGGGACUUUAAAAGCGUGGACUCAUUUCAUACUUUUAAAAGGAGGCUUUUAGAUUUUUACGAUGAAAAAACCGUUUCUUAUAAUCUUCCAAGUCGUGAGGGUGUAAGUUAAUGAACCUAUU